Suillus paluster is the source of this 954-nucleotide messenger RNA. RefSeq lists its product as uncharacterized. NCBI's taxonomy places the organism in Eukaryota, Fungi, Basidiomycota, Agaricomycetes, Boletales, Suillaceae. Gene Ontology annotation, biological process: NAD+ biosynthetic process. Bases 4 to 582 code for a protein of 192 amino acids. Gene Ontology annotation, molecular function: nicotinate-nucleotide adenylyltransferase activity; nicotinamide-nucleotide adenylyltransferase activity. The record is from RefSeq and is a predicted model, not a curated record. The transcript has 4 exons.
CCUAUGGCCGCCCAAAUAUCUGUUCACAAGACGCCUACCUUCGCGCCUCCAAAAUAUACUUUUACCCCCUGUCGCCUCCGUAGAACUCUACAUACCUCCACCAAGCAACCGAUCACCCUGGUAGUAUGUGGCUCCUUCAAUCCUAUAACAUACCACCACCUUCGAAUGUUCGAAAUUGCGGACGAUUUCAUUCGGCAGAACACUGAUUUUGAGAUUAUCGGUGGAUAUCUCAGUGACGAAUACCAGCAACCGGGACUAGUUAGUGCACAUCGGGUCAAAAUGUGCACGCUCGCUACAGAGCAGGAGUCAUCGUGGUUAAUGGUCGAUUCCUGGGAGGCAUUCCAGAAUUAUCAACGUACGGCUGUUGUGCUUGACCAUUUUGAUUAUGAGAUCAAUACGGUUCUUGGCGGUGUAUCCACUCGGGAUGGUGAACAUCGCAACGUUCGGAUCAUACUUCUUGCUGGUUCAGACUUGAUGAGCGCCAUGUAUGAGUCAGGCGUUUGGUCUCAUGAUGAUCUCGAUGAUAUACUUGGACGCCUGGGCUCGUUUGUCAUUGAACGCAUGGGGUCCGCCAUCGAUUAAGCGAUUAACAGCCUAGUGCGCUGGCGGAACAACAUAUACCCUAUCCCCCAGCUUGUCCAGAACGACGUUUCCUCGACGAAGCGGCUGUUAUCAAUUAUAUAGAGCAGAACAAUUUAUACCCGAACGACGGGCUCGGCCCGGAGAAAGAUGAACAUGGGAAGGACAGGGAGAGUGGAGAAGCUCAGGCUGAUACUAUUGGCUCGGAAAGCGCAGAUGAACGCGCUACUCAGUCAACAUUGGGAACGGAGAGAACAAUCAAAAUUGCACACCCACUACCUUUAGAUAACGAGGCGGUGGGAUCUUGUGGUAGAGGUCGUCUCACGGCGUUAAACAUGGGAAGAUAAACUAGUGAACUGAGUAAAUGAAAUCGAU